GAGCCUGAGACAGAGAGAGAGAAAAAGAGAGAGAAAGUGAGAGAAAGAAAGAAAGAGAGUGCCCUGCAACGUCAAUCUGAGUCUUGUCUUUUCCCCGCGCUCAACGAGAAGAGCAGCAUAGUGGAGUCACCGCGAGGAGGAUGCUGUAGAUGAGCCCCAGCCCAACGGAAAGAGGAAGUUUGCCCGCUCACACACACGCAGCCAAUCGUGCGCACACACGCGCAUACGGGUGGGAAGAGAGAUCAAACGUUUUCUGGAGAGGAGCGCCAGGGGUGCCAGGGUGGACCUGCCGGAUUCUCGCCCUAGGGUCAUCGGGGAUGCAGGAAGUGGCGGGGCCCCUGAGCCGUGCGUGAUCUAAGGGGGGAGGGGGGAGGGGUAGUGGCGCGGAAUGGCACACGAGCAGGAGGAGGACCCCCACCUGGGGGCGGGGCCUGACGAGGACGAAUCAGAGCUGUUUCUGGCAGGAGAAUCGGAGUCGGGGAGCUUACUCUCCGACGACUCGGUCCUCCCCGUCUACGAGCGCGAGCGGAGGUCGGGGAACGCCAACACGCUGCUGGAGGCCUGCGCCCAGAAUGACAUCCAGACCCUGAGGCGACUGCUGGAGAGGGGCGUGACCCAGGAGGAGGUCAUGGAGCAGGACGUCAAUGGCAGGAACGGGCUGAUGCUGGCGGCCGACAAGGGCUUCGUGGACAUCGUCGCCGGGCUCCACCCCUGCCCCUUCAUUGACAUCAAUCACCAGGACAACGACGGCAACACCGCCCUCAUGAUCGCAGCGCAAGCAGGCUACGUCACCAUUCUGAACUACCUGCUGAACUACUACGGCGGGGUGGACACGGAGGUGCGGGACUCCCGCGGCUUCACCGCGCUCAUCAAGGCCGCCAUGCAGGGCCGCAACGACUGCGUCUCCUCGCUGGUCAUGGCCGGAGCGGACCUGAACGCCGUGGACACGGCGCGGGGGAAGUCGGCCAAGGACUGGGCCCUGAAGACGGGCCGCUACGACACGCUGUACCGGCUGCGGCGGCUCCAGCUGCGGCCGCGCGCCGAGCAGUUCUGCCACAGCUACGUGGCCGAGUGGCCCGAGCUGCGGGGGCUGGUCGCCAAGGCCACGGCCCCCAAGACCCGCGGCCAGCGUCUGACGGAGCGCCUGCGCUCCGCCCUCACCAUCACCCUCCCGCACGACCCCCGGGACCACGGCGUGCUGGAUCACAUGGUCCGCAUGACCACCAGCGUACACUGCCCCCUGGUGGCCACGGGCUGCCGCCCGCUCUGCCCCACCAGCCCCCCCGAGGUGGGCAAGCGGCGCCUGGCGGUGCCCGAGCUGGCGCGGCAGAACCCGGGCACGGACCUGGAGGGGCGCUCGGUGCGGCACAGCAACGGGUCGGUGAGCUCGGCGGCGCCCUCGGUCAGCUCCGCCUCCUCGGUGUCGCUGGCGUCCUGCUGCACGGACGCGGAGCGGCGCAGCAGCGUGCUGUCGGCGGCCUCCAGCACCGUGCGCAGCUUCAUGCCCCGCGGCAUGGCCCACCGCAGCAGCGUCUUCCCCGCCGGCUGCAUCCCGCAGAUCAGCGUCACCCGCUCCGGCGAGCCCACGCCCAAGAAGGAGAAGAAGAGGAAGAUGUCCAAGGCCCACCUGGAGCCGCCGCUGUGGAAGUACAAGGAGGCCAAGGAGGAGAAGAAGAAGGAGAAGAAGAAAGCCGAGGAGAUGGCCGCCAAAGAAAAGUCGGACAAAAAGAAGAAGAAGAAGAAGAAGAAGUAGGAAGAAAUCCAACCCACCAAAAAAACGCCUCUGCCAGGUCACUGUGGACGUCUUCCCCUUCGCUGCUGGACUGUCAUGAGGAUGAAUUUACAUAAGAACUUAUUUUUCAAAAUUUAUGUUGACAUCAGCAGGCAAAAUAGGAGACAUGGGGAAAUCCUAAUGAGAGCAAUUCAGACGUCAAUCUCCAACAAUCACUAAACUGCACGUAUUUUUAUUGAAUCGUUGGAACAACAUGCUGCUUUUGCAGUAAAUGCAUUUGAUGAAUGCAAUGUUUUAUUUUGGAAUUUCCUACAGACUUUCUUUUUGUUUCAUUUUUGUGAUAGAUCGCAAUUACAACUAUGAUUACGGAUAAUGAUGGUACUUUAGGACAAAUAUCUAAAUAGAAAAAAAUAUUUUUGGUAACGUUACGGGAAUAGCCGUACAUAGCCAGCUCUGAGCCACAGUCACGUUCCGUUCAAGCACAGCACGUCCCCACUCUACACGGCUGUUCUCAGAGGAACAAUGCAGUCAAACCAGCACAACAAAAAUAAUAAACUCCUUUCCAAUCUCAGCUUUUUUAAGUCUUUUACCAGAAUAGACUUAAUCCAUUGUCAGAUCUCAGGAAUUUUAGCUACAAGCGUUCCUGCUCAAGAUUAUCUCGGUUUAGCAAGAAAGCAUACAAAAAAGGGAGAUUCGGGGGGGGGGGCAGGGUUGUCUGAGAUAACGUGAAGAAAGAACGGCAUCACCAUAUCUAAUCAGCCAGAACAUUAAUGGGGUUUUCACACUCGAACAACAAAAGCCAUUUUUAAAGGGAAAUACCCAGAGACCCUUAGUAACAUGAGGAGGUUGGGAACUGAGUCACACAAGUAAACAAGACUUCUUCCCUUUGGUGUGUUGUACCAAAACAUCCAGCCCUGCGGUCAUCAUUGACAUACAAUGGUGUGAACUCAUCACUAAUGAAAUCAAAAUACACAACCCACUCACAGGUGCUUUGACAAAAUGGAGGUGCUCAUUAUGAAGACAUAUUUUUUUAACAGUAUGUCUCAAGCUGGGAAGAGGAAAAUUAUGUUUGUUUGUUUGUGUUAUGAAUAUCUCAGGGAAAGGGGAAAUUACAAUGAAAAAGAAAUUACAUUUCCUAAUUUGUCUAGUAAGUUAUUGUGCAUUUUCUCCUCCCCAAAAUAAGUAAAAAUGAUGGGUGUGCUGCUAAACAAUGAAUUUCAGGGACUGACUAAAAACAAGCUAACUGCCAAACUCAGGAAUGAAAGGAAAAAAUAUGAGCCACAUUUCCUCUUAUGAUUUAGAGUGAAGGUUUCAUCACUGUCAUACCCGGAAUCCAAUGAAGGAGUAUAUGGAGUCCUGGGGUUGCAAGAAUUUGUGCCGCUAAUACAUUUUUACCAACUGCCCAACUCACUUGCUUUGGUAUUAUUCAACUGGCACCUAGGGCUGUCUCUGAACAAAUAAUUCACUUUCCAGUUGUAGUUUACGGUAGCACAGGGGGUUACCGUGCUUGUUCAAAGACCCCACUAAAACGAUCCGUCUGAAGGCCCCAACAAAAAUUGUUUAUUUACUCAACAUCCAAUGUAAACUGCAGUGCAGUCGCUAUUUAACAAGCAAAUACAUUAAGUAUGGAACCAUGUAAUAAUUAUUAUAUAAAGGUAAAAUAUUUUUUUCUGUUUUAAUGUGGACACUUGGGAUUCUUUCAUCGACCCCUGGAGGUCCCUAAACCAGAAUUAGGGAAACUGUACUAUAGUAUAUAUACAGUAUAGACCUGGAGCUUGAAAUUAGAAGUUUUUUUUUCUAGAAGUUAAAAUGUACAUUUGAUAAGGAGCCUUUCUGAUAAAAUGUACAGCUGGAGAUACCAAUUGCUAGUCAAAGGCGAGUCAGGUAUCAUUAACCAAAUCAUGGGCGGAGUUACAAUAUUAUAACUUAUUUGAGCCAAUUAAGACAAUUUUCUCUUUGCAAAAAAAACAAAAUGACUGGUUCACAACAAACACAACAAUGCUGUGCUCUGCCCAUUUUUGUCUUCACAAAGCCUCACUCUCCUAUUACUGCCAAUCACUCACAAAGUUAGUUAAGGGUCAACAGGGUCAAAUGUCCACUCUGUACGCCCAGCCAACAGUUCCCCCAGGGUUUCCCCAUAGAACUGACCUAGGUGCCUUUCAAGGUUGUGUAAAUGUAGCGCUGUGGAAAUUAUUCAAAAGAUUGAUACGGAUAUUAUUGUUCUACAUACCAAUUAAUGGUUGUAUGUGUAUUGCAAAAUACAGAAGAAGCUGAAUAUCCAGUUCUGCAUAUGGUAUGGAGUUUGCUGAUAAGCCUUUGCUGGAGGUUUACUGCUUUGUAUUGUAAUAAAUAUGCAAAAGUUAUUUUUCUAAAAAUCUUUCUGGCUCUGUACUAGCGGUUAUAGACAUUAGUUUUUUUAGACAUUGAGGGAUUUACCAAUAAACACAAAAUGUAUAAAAGUAAA
Anguilla rostrata (American eel) is the source of this 4196-nucleotide messenger RNA. RefSeq names its product ankyrin repeat domain 33Aa (gene ankrd33aa). Bases 389 to 1753 code for a protein of 454 amino acids. Gene Ontology annotation, molecular function: protein binding. NCBI's taxonomy places the organism in Eukaryota, Metazoa, Chordata, Actinopteri, Anguilliformes, Anguillidae. The record is from RefSeq and is a predicted model, not a curated record. The transcript has 5 exons.